Messenger RNA from Theobroma cacao (cacao), 12185 nucleotides. RefSeq names its product Phosphatidylinositol 3- and 4-kinase family protein with FAT domain-containing protein. Gene Ontology annotation, cellular component: SAGA complex; nucleus; NuA4 histone acetyltransferase complex. The record is from RefSeq and is a predicted model, not a curated record. Gene Ontology annotation, molecular function: protein binding. Gene Ontology annotation, biological process: DNA repair; regulation of DNA-templated transcription. Lineage: Eukaryota; Viridiplantae; Streptophyta; Magnoliopsida; Malvales; Malvaceae.
GUCCUUUAACCCCUAAUCUACACUGAAAUUUCAUACCCAAGUACCGGAGGGUCCCUGAGCCUGAGAGAAAGGGAGGGAACGGAACCGGUAAAAUCAAAGAACUGCGAUCCUCUCUACUGAUUCUGAAAAUAUUUUCAAUUCCAAAACCCUAAUUUAGUUAAUCCCAAAAAACCCUUAAAUUUUAUCGGGUAGAAGAGACGGAAUUCAGCCUCAAUUGGGAGUUUCUCAGUUUUGCAAUUGUGAAGAAGAAGUGAGAAGAGAAAAGGAAGAGUGACAGUGCAGUGGAAAACCCUAGAAAGCCAGAACUCGACAAGGCUAGGGUUUUCCUCCAACCAUGAGUCCUAUUCAGAAUUUCGAGCAACACUCUCGCCAUCUCGUCGAACCUGACCUCCCAAUUCAGACGAGGUUACAAAUGGCAAUGGAGGUUAGGGACAGUCUCGAGAUAGCUCACACUGCUGAGUACUUAAAUUUCCUCAAAUGCUACUUCAGAGCCUUCUCAGUCGUCCUGUUACAGAUUACAAAGCCCCAAUUCACUGACAAUCCUGAGCACAAACUGCGAAACAUUGUAGUGGAAAUUCUCAAUAGGCUUCCUCAUAGUGAGGUCCUUCGACCUUUUGUUCAGGACCUGUUAAAAGUGGCCAUGCAAGUGCUAACUACUGAUAAUGAAGAAAAUGGCUUAAUUUGUAUACGAAUUAUCUUCGAUCUUCUUAGGAAUUUUAGGCCUACAUUAGAAAAUGAGGUUCAACCGUUUUUAGAUUUUGUUUGCAAGAUUUACCAGAAUUUUAGGUUGACAGUUAGCCAUUUCUUUGAUAAUGCUGUGGUGGGAAUGGAAGUGGAUGUGAAGCCUAUGGAUACUUCUUCAGUUUCGGAUCAAGGGAUUACUUCAAGUGGAUAUGUUGGGAAUGGGCAGUUGAAUCCAAGUACACGGUCCUUCAAGAUAGUUACUGAGAGUCCACUUGUAGUUAUGUUUCUGUUUCAAUUAUAUAGUCGUCUUGUACAAACGAAUAUUCCUCACUUGUUACCUUUGAUGGUUGCUGCAAUAUCUGUUCCGGGACCUGAAAAGGUUCCUCCCCAUUUGAAGACACAAUUUAUUGAGUUAAAAGGUGCACAGGUUAAGACAGUUUCAUUUUUAACAUACCUCUUGAAGAGCUUUGCUGAUUAUAUCAGGCCACAUGAAGAAAGCAUAUGUACAAGCAUUGUGAAUUUACUUGUAACAUGUUCUGACUCUGUAUCCAUUAGGAAGGAGUUGUUGGUGGCCUUGAAACAUGUUUUGGGCACAGAUUUCAAGAGGGGUUUGUUUCCUUUGAUCGACACAUUAUUGGAAGAGAGGGUUCUAGUUGGCACUGGGCGUGCUUGCUUUGAGACUUUGAGGCCAUUGGCAUAUAGUCUUCUGGCAGAGAUUGUUCAUCAUGUCAGGGCGGACCUUUCCCUGUCGCAGUUGUCACGUAUUAUAUACUUGUUCUCAAGUAAUAUGCAUGAUGCUUCAUUGUCACUUGGCAUUCAUACCACUUGUGCUCGGCUGAUGUUAAAUCUGGUGGAACCAAUUUUUGAGAAAGGGGUUGACCAGCCAUCAAUGGAUGAAGCACGGGUUUUAUUGGGGCGUAUUUUGGAUGCUUUUGUUGGGAAGUUUAGUACUUUCAAGCGUACCAUUCCCCAGUUGUUGGAGGAGGGCGAAGAGGGAAAAGAUCGCCCUACGUUGAGGUCAAAGCUUGAGCUCCCUGUGCAGGCAGUUCUGAAUAUACAGGUACCCGUGGAGCAUUCUAAGGAAGUCAGUGACUGUAAGAAUCUAAUUAAGACUUUGGUUGUGGGAAUGAAGACCAUCAUAUGGAGUAUAACUCAUGCACAUUUGCCCCGAUCACAGGUCUCAUCUUCUACUCAUGGAACACACCCACAAGUUCUUGUCUCACCAACGUCUAACUUGCCAGCUCCUCAAGCAUUCAAAGGAUUGAGGGAAGAUGAGGUGUGGAAAGCUUCUGGUGUUUUAAAAAGUGGUGUACAUUGCUUAGCCCUCUUCAAGGAAAAAGAUGAGGAGAGGGAAAUGCUUCAACUAUUUUCUCAGAUUUUGGCCAUUAUGGAACCUCGAGAUCUUAUGGACAUGUUCUCGUUGUGUAUGCCAGAGCUCUUUGAAUGCAUGAUUUCCAACAAUCAACUGGUUCAUAUAUUUUCCACUCUUCUGCAAACUGCCAAGGUUUACCGGCCAUUUGCUGAUGUUUUGGUUAAUUUUCUUGUAAGCAGCAAACUUGAUGCUUUGAAGCAUCCAGAUACACCUGCAGCCAAACUGGUUUUGCAUCUCUUUAAGUUUAUAUUUGGUGCUGUUGCAAAAGCACCUACAGAUUUUGAGCGUAUUUUGCAGCCUCAUGUGCCUGUAAUUAUGGAAGUUUGCAUGAAAAAUGCCACUGAAGUUGAGAAGCCUCUUGGCUAUCUGCAACUUCUUCGUACAAUGUUUAGAGCGCUUGCAGGAUGCAAAUUUGAGCUUCUAUUGCGAGAAUUAAUUCCUAUGCUGCAACCUUGCCUAAAUAUGCUAUUGACUAUGCUUGAAGGUCCAACAGCUGAAGACAUGAGGGACCUUUUGUUGGAGCUUUGCUUAACGUUGCCUGCACGCUUAAGCUCCUUGUUACCUUACCUUCCCCGACUAAUGAAGCCUCUUGUAUUGUGUCUCAAGGGAAGUGAUGACCUUGUUAGCUUAGGUUUAAGAACACUUGAGUUUUGGGUAGACAGUUUAAAUCCCGAUUUCCUGGAACCCAGUAUGGCUAAUGUGAUGUCAGAGGUGAUUUUAGCUCUAUGGUCUCAUUUGAGGCCUACACCCUAUCCAUGGGGUGGGAAAGCUUUGCAACUCCUUGGCAAAUUAGGUGGUCGUAAUAGACGUUUUCUCAAAGAGCCUCUAGCACUUGAGUGCAAGGAGAACCCAGAGCAUGGGCUUCGCUUGAUUCUUACAUUUGAGCCCUCAACCCCUUUUUUAGUGCCAUUGGACAGAUGCAUAAAUCUUGCUGUAGCAGCUGUUAUGCACAAAGAUGCUGGCAUGGAUUCUUUUUACAGAAGGCAGGCUUUGAAAUUUCUUCGUGUUUGCUUAUCAUCUCAGCUUAACCUGCCAGGCAAUGUUACGGAUGAAGGGUAUACAACAAAGCACUUAUUAACUUCUUUGGUUUCUAGUGUUGAUUUGUCUUGGCGCAGGUCUGAGACAACAGAUGCAAAGAGUGACUUGGGUGUAAAGACAAAGACCCAACUUUUGGCUGAGAAGUCAGUUUUCAAGAUUCUGUUGAUGACUAUUAUUGCUGCCAGUGCAGAACCAGAUCUGAGUGACCCCAAGGAUGAUUUUGUUGUCAACAUUUGCCGUCAUUUUGCAAUGACAUUUCAUAUUGGUCAGGCAUCAACGAAUGCUUCAACUGCAUCUUCUUCUCUUGGUGGUCCAAUGCUUUCAUCAAAUGUAAAUAGUAGUUCUAGGUCAAAAAGUAGCAGUUCUUCUAACCUGAAAGAGCUGGAUCCUUUAAUCUUUUUGGAUGCGUUAGUUGAUGUGCUAGCAGAUGAAAACAGGCUUCAUGCAAAAGCUGCUCUUAGUGCUUUAAAUGUGUUUGCUGAAACACUCCUCUUCCUUGCUCGUUCAAAACAUGCCGACAUGCUGAUGUCAAGAGGAGGACCAGGUACUCCUAUGAUUGUUUCUAGUCCGUCAAUGAAUCCUGUAUACUCUCCACCUCCAAGUGUUCGCAUCCCAGUUUUUGAGCAACUUCUGCCUCGGCUUCUGCAUUGUUGCUAUGGCAGUACAUGGCAAGCACAAAUGGGAGGUGUUAUGGGCCUUGGUGCUUUAGUUGGAAAGGUCACUGUUGAGACGCUGUGCCUUUUCCAAGUUAGAAUUGUUCGGGGUCUGGUAUAUGUUCUUAAAAGGUUGCCUAUUUAUGCUAGCAAAGAGCAGGAAGAGACAAGUCAGGUUCUUACACAGGUUCUUCGGGUGGUGAAUAAUGUUGAUGAAGCAAACAAUGAACCACGCAGGCAAAGUUUUCAAGGAGUAGUUGAUUUUCUUGCUUCAGAAUUGUUCAAUCCAAAUGCAUCUAUUAUCGUUAGAAAGAAUGUGCAGUCUUGUUUGGCACUUUUAGCAAGUAGGACUGGCAGUGAGGUAUCUGAGCUUCUUGAGCCUUUGCAUCAACCUUUGCUUCAGCCUCUUAUAAUGCGGCCACUUCGAGCAAAGACUGUUGAUCAGCAGGUUGGAACAGUUACAGCUUUGAAUUUCUGCUUGGCCUUAAGGCCCCCUCUUCUCAAGUUGACACCAGAAUUGGUUAAUUUUCUUCAAGAGGCUCUGCAAAUAGCCGAGGCUGAUGAAACUGUAUGGGUGGUGAAAUUCAUGAACCACAAAGUGGCCACAUCAUUAAACAAGCUUCGAACAGCUUGCAUUGAACUACUCUGUACCACAAUGGCAUGGGCAGAUUUCAAAACUCCAAAUCAUUCAGAAUUACGUGCUAAGAUUAUCGCCAUGUUUUUCAAGUCUUUGACCUGUAGAACUCCAGAAAUUGUUGCUGUUGCCAAGGAGGGAUUACGACAGGUUAUUAAUCAACAGAGGAUGCCCAAAGAGCUUCUACAGAGCAGCCUCAGGCCUAUCCUUGUCAAUUUGGCACACACCAAGAAUCUCAGCAUGCCUCUUCUGCAGGGUCUGGCACGCCUGCUCGAACUUUUAUCUAAUUGGUUUAAUGUCACUUUAGGUGGCAAGUUGUUGGAGCACCUUAAGAAAUGGUUGGAACCGGAGAAACUUGCUCAGAGUCAGAAGUCAUGGAAGGCUGGUGAAGAGCCAAAAAUUGCUGCAGCUAUCAUUGAGCUUUUUCAUUUGCUUCCUCAUGCUGCAUCAAAGUUUCUUGAUGAACUUGUGAUGUUGACAAUUGAAUUGGAGGGGGCUCUUCCCCCUGGCCAAGUAUAUAGUGAGAUCAACAGUCCAUAUCGUCUUCCACUUACCAAAUUCUUAAAUAGAUAUGCAACGCUUGCUGUUGAUUAUUUCCUUGCUCGAUUAAGUGAGCCAAACUGCUUCAGACGGUUUAUGUACAUAAUACGAUCAGAUGCUGGCCAAUCUUUGAGAGAUGAACUUGCAAAGUCACCACAGAAGAUACUUGCUAGUGCAUUUCCUGAAUUUGUGCCCAAAUCUGAAGCAGCAAUGACUCCUGGAUCUUCUACUCCAGCUGCUGCCUUAGUGGGCGAUGAAGGGCUUGUUACUUCUCAAGCUGAUAGCUCUAAUUUACCAUCUGUGAUCUCUGGUAACACUUCAGAUGCUUAUUUUCAGGGGCUUGCACUUAUUAAAACACUGGUAAAAUUGGUACCUGCAUGGCUACAAAGUAAUCGUCUUGUCUUUGAUACCUUGGUACUUGUUUGGAAAUCGCCUGCGAGAAUAUCUCGUCUACAGAAUGAACAGGAGCUGAACCUUGUGCAAGUGAAAGAAAGCAAAUGGCUUGUCAAGUGCUUCUUAAAUUAUUUACGACAUGACAAAAAUGAAGUCAAUGUUCUCUUCGAUAUCCUUUCAAUCUUCUUGUUUCAUAGUCGCAUUGAUUAUACAUUUUUGAAGGAGUUCUAUAUUAUUGAGGUUGCUGAAGGUUACCCACCCAACAUGAAGAGAGCACUUCUUUUGCACUUUUUGAACCUUUUCCAAUCAAAACAACUUGGUCAUGAUCAUUUGGUUGUCGUGAUGCAAAUGCUCAUUCUUCCAAUGCUUGCUCACGCCUUCCAGAAUGGCCAAAGCUGGGAUGUUGUUGAUCCUAGUAUUAUUAAAACAAUCGUUGACAAGCUUCUGGACCCUCCAGAAGAGGUUUCUGCUGAAUACGAUGAGCCUUUAAGGAUAGAACUUCUGCAGCUUGCCACUUUGCUUCUUAAAUAUCUCCAGAGUGACCUUGUUCAUCACAGAAAAGAACUAAUAAAAUUUGGCUGGAAUCAUCUCAAACGUGAAGAUAGUGCCAGUAAGCAAUGGGCAUUUGUGAAUGUCUGCCACUUCUUGGAGGCCUAUCAGGCCCCAGAAAAAAUUAUCCUUCAGGUUUUUGUUGCACUCCUUAGAACUUGCCAGCCCGAGAAUAAAAUGUUGGUCAAGCAGGCCCUUGAUAUUCUAAUGCCAGCACUACCAAGAAGGUUACCUCUUGGGGAUUCUCGCAUGCCUAUCUGGAUAAGAUACACCAAGAAGAUUUUGGUUGAGGAAGGUCAUUCGAUCCCUAAUUUGAUUCACAUUUUCCAGCUCAUUGUCCGCCAUUCAGAACUAUUCUACAGCUGCAGAGCACAAUUUGUGCCUCAGAUGGUGAAUUCUCUCAGUCGACUUGGUUUGCCAUAUAACACUACAGCCGAAAACAGGCGUCUUGCUAUUGAACUUGCUGGAUUGGUGGUUGGUUGGGAAAGACAGCGGCAAAAUGAAAUGAAAGUUGUGAGUGAAGGUGAUGUGCCCAGUCAGAUCGAUGAUGCGUUUAACUCUACUUCUGCUAGUGCUGAUCCUAAACGUCCGGUUGAUAGUUCUGCUUUCCCUGAAGAUUCAACUAAGAGGGUUAAAGUUGAACCUGGUCUUCAAUCCCUCUGUGUCAUGUCACCUGGUGCUGCUUCAUCAAUUCCAAACAUUGAAACCCCGGGAUCUGCUGGCCAACCCGAUGAAGAAUUUAAGCCAAAUGCUGCCAUGGAAGAGAUGAUUAUCAAUUUUCUUAUACGAGUUGCGUUAGUAAUUGAGCCCAAGGAUAAGGAAGCAAGUACUUUGUACAAACAAGCCUUAGAGUUACUUUCACAAGCUUUGGAGGUGUGGCCAAAUGCCAAUGUCAAGUUCAAUUAUUUAGAAAAGCUACUGAGCAGCGUUCAGCCAUCUCAGUCAAAGGACCCUUCCACGGCUCUUGCACAAGGCUUGGAUGUCAUGAACAAGGUUUUAGAAAAGCAGCCACAUUUGUUCAUUAGAAAUAACAUCAAUCAGAUUUCCCAGAUUCUUGAACCUUGUUUCAAGUAUAAAAUGUUAGAUGCUGGAAAGUCAUUGUGCUCCUUGUUGAAAAUGGUUUUCGUUGCUUUUCCUCCGGAUGCGGGUACUACACCACCAGAUGUAAAGCUUUUGUAUCAAAAGGUGGAUGAGCUGAUUCAGAAGCACAUCACUACUGUUACAGCUCAGACAUCUGGUGAAGAUAACUCUGCUAAUUCAAUUAGUUUUGUGCUGCUUGUUAUUAAGACAUUGACAGAGGUGCAAAAGAACUUCAUUGAACCAUUCAUCUUAGUUCGUAUCCUUCAACGCCUUGCACGUGAUAUGGGAUCGUCAGCUGGCUCACACUUGAGACAAGGUCAGCGAACAGAUCCUGAUUCUUCUGUCACUUCAUCUCGUCAAGGUGCUGACGUUGGAGCAGUCAUCUCUAACUUAAAAUCUGUCUUGAAGCUUAUUAGUGAGAGGGUCAUGCUUGUGGCUGAAUGCAAGAGAUCUGUAACUCAAAUUUUGAAUGCCUUGCUUUCAGAGAAGGGAACUGAUGCUAGUGUGCUUCUUUGUAUACUUGAUGUGAUAAAAGGUUGGAUUGAAGAUGACUUCAGCAAGCCAGGGACGUCAGUCUCCUCUAAUACUUUUCUCACUCCCAAGGAAAUUGUUUCUUUCCUUCAGAAGCUUUCACAGGUUGAUAAGCAAAAUUUCCAGCCCAGUGCCUUGGAAGAGUGGGACAGAAAAUAUCUUCAGCUUCUUUAUGGCAUUUGUGCUGUUUCAAAUAAGUAUCCACUGACUCUGCGUCAAGAGGUAUUUCAGAAGGUAGAAAGGCAAUUCAUGCUUGGUCUCCGGGCAAAAGAUCCAGAAGUUAGAAUGAAGUUCUUCUCCCUGUAUCAUGAGUCACUUGGCAAGACUUUGUUCACAAGGUUGCAAUAUAUCAUCCAAAUACAGGACUGGGAAGCUUUAAGUGAUGUUUUCUGGCUCAAGCAGGGUCUUGAUCUCCUGUUAGCAAUCUUAGUUGAGGAUAAACCUAUUACGCUUGCUCCUAACUCUGCAAGGGUUCUACCUCUUGUUGCUUCUGGUUCUGUUUCAGAUAGUUCUGGAAUGCAGCACCAGGUUGCUGAAGUUCCAGAGGGUUCUGAGGAAGCUCCUUUGACACUUGAUAGCCUUGUUCUCAAACACGCACAAUUUCUGAAUGAAAUGAGCAAGCUUCAGGUUUCUGAUCUGGUUAUUCCUUUGAGGGAGCUUGCUCACAAAGAUUCAAAUGUUGCAUACCAUUUGUGGGUGUUGGUUUUUCCUAUUGUCUGGGUUACCUUACACAAAGAAGAACAGGUUGCUCUAGCUAAACCAAUGAUAACUCUCCUAUCAAAAGAUUUUCAUAAGAAGCAGCAAGCCAGCAGACCAAAUGUUGUACAAGCACUUUUGGAAGGGCUUCAAUUGAGCCAUCCUCAGCCUAGAAUGCCCAGUGAACUCAUUAAAUACAUAGGGAAAACUUAUAAUGCAUGGCAUAUUGCAUUGGCUCUGCUGGAAAGUCAUGUCAUGUUAUUCAUGAAUGAUACGAAGUGUUCUGAGUCUCUGGCUGAGCUUUAUCGUUUGCUCAAUGAAGAAGAUAUGAGGUGUGGAUUGUGGAAGAAAAGGUCAGUCACUGCAGAAACCAAAGCUGGGCUUUCACUAGUUCAGCAUGGUUAUUGGGAGCGUGCUCGAAGCCUCUUUUCCCAAGCUAUGAUUAAGGCAACUCAAGGCACAUAUAACAACACUGUACCUAAAGCUGAAAUGUGUCUUUGGGAAGAGCAAUGGAUUUACUGUUCUACUCAACUUAGCGAGUGGGAUGCAUUGGUAGACUUUGGAAAGACUGUUGAGAAUUAUGAAAUUCUACUUGAUUGCCUUUGGAAGUUACCUGAUUGGGCAUACAUGAAGGAUCAUGUAAUCCCUAAGGCUCAAGUAGAAGAAACUCCAAAACUCCGUCUCAUUCAAGCCUUUUUUGCCCUCCAUGAUAGAAAUACAAAUGGUGUAGGGGAUGCAGAUAACAUAGUUGGGAAGGGUGUUGAUCUUGCUUUGGAACAUUGGUGGCAAUUGCCUGAAAUGUCUGUGCAUGCCAGGGUUCCUCUUCUGCAGCAGUUUCAGCAAUUAGUUGAAGUUCAAGAAUCUGCCAGAAUUCUUGUGGACAUUGCCAAUGGGAACAAAGUUUCUGGCAAUUCUGUGGUUGGUGUGCAUGGAAAUCUAUAUGCUGAUCUCAAAGACAUCCUUGAGACUUGGAGACUGAGAACUCCAAAUGAAUGGGAUAAUAUGUCCGUCUGGUGUGAUUUGCUCCAAUGGAGGAAUGAAAUGUAUAAUGGUGUUAUAGACGCAUUUAAAGAGUUCAGCACCACAAAUCCACAACUUCAUCAUCUUGGUUACCGUGAUAAGGCUUGGAAUGUUAAUAAGCUUGCUCGCAUUGCUCGUAAGCAAGGCCUUUAUGAUGUAUGUGUGGCGAUACUUGAAAAGAUGUAUGGCCAUUCAACUAUGGAAGUGCAGGAGGCCUUUGUUAAGAUUACAGAGCAGGCAAAGGCAUAUCUUGAAAUGAAGGGAGAACUGACUAGUGGCCUUAAUUUGAUCAGCAGCACUAAUCUGGAAUAUUUUCCUGUGAAAAACAAGGCAGAAAUAUUUCGUCUUAAAGGGGACUUCCUAUUAAAGUUAAAUGACUCUGAAGGGGCUAAUCUUGCAUACUCCAAUGCCAUCACCCUUUUCAAAAAUUUGCCUAAAGGGUGGAUAAGCUGGGGAAAUUAUUGUGACAUGGCUUAUAAAGAUAGUCAUGAUGAGAUUUGGUUAGAAUAUGCUGUUAGCUGCUUUCUUCAAGGGAUUAAAUUUGGUGUUUCUAAUUCGAGAAGCCAUCUAGCUCGUGUUCUGUAUCUUCUCAGUUUUGAUACUCCCAGUGAACCCGUGGGAAGGUCAUUUGAUAAGUAUUUGGACCAAAUUCCCCACUGGGUCUGGCUUUCCUGGAUUCCACAGUUAUUACUUUCCUUGCAAAGGACAGAAGCAUCUCAUUGCAAACUUGUGCUUCUUAAAAUUGCUACUGUUUAUCCACAGGCACUGUAUUACUGGCUCAGAACAUAUUUGCUUGAGCGUCGUGAUGUUGCAAAUAAGUCGGAACUUGGCAGAAUAGCCAUGGCUCAGCAAAGGUUGCAACAGAAUAUCUCUGGUACCAAUUCUGGUUCUCUUGGCUUGGCUGAUGGAAAUGCUAGAGUACAGAGUCAUACUGGAGGCAAUCUAGCACCAGACAAUCCAGUUCAUCAAGGAAGUCAAUCUGGUACUGGAAUUGGAUCUCAUGAUGGGGGGAACUCUCAUGGGCAAGAACCUGAGCGGUCCACUGUAACAGAGAGCAGUGUGCACACAGGAAAUGACCAACCUCUGCAACAAAGUUCUUCAAGUAUCAGUGAUGGUGGGCAGGGUGCAAUGAGGCGUAAUGGUACGAUGGGUUUGGUUGCUUCUGCUGCCACUGCUUUUGAUGCUGCUAAGGAUAUUAUGGAGGCCCUAAGAAGCAAGCAUGCUAAUUUGGCUGGUGAACUUGAGGUUCUUUUAACAGAAAUUGGUUCAAGGUUUGUUACUCUGCCUGAGGAGAGACUUCUGGCAGUGGUUAAUGCCCUGCUGCACCGCUGUUACAAGUACCCAACUGCUACUACAGCAGAAGUUCCCCAAUCUCUCAAGAAGGAGCUCUCUGGUGUUUGCAGGGCUUGCUUCUCUGCAGAUGCUGUUAAUAAGCAUGUAGAUUUUGUUAGGGAGUACAAGCAGGAUUUUGAGCGUGAUCUGGAUCCAGAAAGUACAGCUACUUUUCCUGCCACUCUUUCUGAACUGACUGAACAACUAAAACACUGGAAAAAUAUACUCCAGAGCAACGUUGAGGACAGGUUUCCAGCUGUUCUGAAGCUGGAGGAUGAAAGCAGGGUGUUACGUGACUUUCAUGUGGUUGAUGUAGAGAUUCCAGGGCAGUAUUUUAGUGAUCAGGAAAUUGCCCCUGACCACACAGUGAAGUUAGACCGGGUUGGAGCUGAUAUACCAAUAGUUCGAAGGCAUGGAAGCAGUUUUCGCCGUUUGACUCUGAUUGGCUCUGAUGGUUCUCAACGACAUUUUAUUGUCCAGACAUCUUUGACUCCUAAUGCUAGAAGCGAUGAGCGGAUAUUGCAGCUCUUCCGUGUAAUGAACCAAAUGUUUGAUAAGCACAAGGAAUCCAGACGUCGUCAUAUAUGCAUUCACACGCCCAUUAUAAUUCCUGUUUGGUCACAGGUGCGCAUGGUUGAAGAUGAUUUGAUGUAUAGCACAUUCCUGGAGGUCUAUGAAAACCACUGUGCAAGGAAUGACCGAGAGGCAGAUCUUCCCAUUACCUAUUUCAAGGAGCAAUUGAACCAGGCCAUAUCUGGACAAAUUUCACCUGAAGCUGUAGUAGAUCUCCGCCUCCAAGCAUAUACAGAUAUAACAAAAAAUCUCGUAACAGAUGGUAUCUUUUCCCAGUACAUGUACAAGACCUUGCCAAGUGUCAAUCAUAUGUGGGCUUUCAAAAAGCAAUUUGCUAUCCAGUUGGCCCUGUCAAGUUUCAUGUCUUUCAUGCUGCAAAUUGGAGGAAGGUCUCCAAAUAAGAUCUUGUUUGCGAAAAACACGGGGAAAAUAUUCCAGACAGAUUUUCAUCCUGCAUAUGAUGCGAACGGAAUGAUUGAAUUUAGUGAACCAGUGCCUUUCCGUCUGACAAGGAACAUGCAAGCAUUCUUCUCCCAUUUUGGCGUGGAGGGCCUUAUUGUAUCUGCAAUGUGUGCUGCAGCACAGGCUGUAGUCUCACCCAAACAAAGUCAGCAUUUGUGGUAUCAGUUAGCCAUGUUUUUCCGCGAUGAACUGCUUUCAUGGUCUUGGAGAAGACCACUUGGGAUGAUGCCUCUUGCUCCUGCUGCUGGAGGGGGUAGUUUGAACCCUGUUGACUUCAAACAUAAGGUUACUAACAAUGUGGAUAGUGUUAUCAGCCGGAUCAGCGGAAUAGCUCCACAGUGUUUCUCUGAAGAGGAGGAGAAUGCAAUGGAGCCACCUCAGUCAGUACAGAGGGGUGUUACUGAGUUAGUUGAUGCUGCAUUGCUGCCUAGGAAUUUGUGCAUGAUGGAUCCUACAUGGCAUCCAUGGUUUUGAUAUAUAUAUACAAAUGUUGUAAAUUAUGUACAUAUAUACAUGUCCUUUUUAUUUUAGAAAUCUAGAAAUUGUUUUCAGAUUUGAUUUUGGCACCAAAUCUGGAGAAAGGAAAGCCUCAAUGAUUUAUUGAUCAAUUCAAGGAACAGUUUCGUCA